Molecule: messenger RNA, 6885 nt
Organism: Apis cerana (Asiatic honeybee)
Lineage: Eukaryota; Metazoa; Arthropoda; Insecta; Hymenoptera; Apidae
Product: ras GTPase-activating-like protein IQGAP1
Biological process (GO): regulation of GTPase activity; mitotic actomyosin contractile ring assembly actin filament organization
Cellular component (GO): cell cortex
Molecular function (GO): actin filament binding; GTPase activator activity; calmodulin binding
Source: RefSeq, a predicted model, not a curated record
UUCAGUUGGUAUUACUAGUCAGUGUUGCAUCGUAUUUGUAGUUUUGAACAAGUUUGAAUUUAUAGAAUUUAACGUACUAUUCCAUUGUUGUGUAUCGCUUUCUGUUUUUAUUCAUUUAUUAUAUAUUCUUAUUAAUUAAUAUGAGUAUUAUCAAUGAGCAAUUAAUUAAUCAUGAAAAAGGAACAGAUAUUCGUAAAUCAGCAGAGGAAAUGGAUGAGCAGCGUCAUAAGACAGUUGCUUAUGAAUAUCUCUGUCAUUUAGAGGAAGCUAAAAAAUGGAUGGAAGCUUGUCUUAGAGAAACACUUCCAUCAACAACUGAGUUAGAAGAAAAUUUAAGAAAUGGAGUAUAUUUAGCUAAACUUGCUCAUUUUAUGGCACCUGAAUCUUUGCCUAUUCAUAAAAUAUAUGAUCCUGAACAAAAACGUUAUACAGCAAUUGGUUUACAAUUUAGACAUACAGAUAAUAUUAAUUAUUUUCUAAAAGCCUUAAAAUCUAUGCAAUUACCAUUAACUUUUCAACCAGAAACAACAGAUAUCUAUGAUAAAAAAAAUAUGCCUCGUGUAAUAUAUUGUAUUCAUGCUCUGAGUACUCAUUUAUUUAAGCUGGGUAAAGCUCCACAAAUUCAAGAUUUAUAUGGAAAAGUGAAUUUUACUGAGGAAGAAAUAAAUAUGGUCAGUAAAGAAUUAAAAAAAUAUGGAAUACAAAUGCCUUCAUUUCAAAAAAUUGGUGGUUUGUUAACAAAUAGCAUGGAGAUUGAUGCAGUAACACUUCAUGCUGCAGUAAUAGCUAUUAAUCAAGCUAUUAUAGAAAAGAAUAAUGAUAAAAUAUUGACUACACUUCAAAAUAAAGUAGUACAGUUAAAAAAUAUUAUGUCAUGUUAUAUUAAAAAAUAUAGUGAUACUUUAUUUGAAGCAAAGGAAUCUAAAAUACAAGCUGCUCUUAAUCGAUCUCUUAAUGACAGUUAUGUACCAGAUAUAUAUGAUGAAUUGUUAACUCAGGUAGAAAUUCAGGGACAUAUUAAUUAUGUUAAUGUUCAUUGUGCCAUGGAAGAUAUAAUUCAAUCUAUUCAUUCUAAAAAUAAUGAUUUUAUGGAUAAAUUAAAAAUAUCUACAUUGUCUUUAAAAAAUAUUAUUGAUGAGAAUGCACAAUUAUAUAAAGAACAAUUAAUGCAAUUAUUAGAAAGUUCUGAAUGGAACAAUAUAUAUUCAGAGAGUAAUCAGCAUCAUUGGAAGCAACUACUUCAAAAGGAAAUUGAUGAAGUAAAUAAAAUGGCGUUUAAAUCUCGGAAACGAGAUGAAAGUAUAAAGUUUUUAAAUUUAACAUUACAAAAUAACACGCGAAAUGAUUUCUCUAAAGCUUUAAAAAAUCCAGAUCUAGGAUUAAUGGACAAAAUUGAUGAUUUUGCAAUACCAUUAUAUUAUGAAGAAAUGAGAGCUGAUUGCAUUGAAUCUCAGAAUGUUCUUUCAUAUAAUGAUAUUAAGGUCAGUAUUCGAGUUUUAUCAUCGAUUGCAAAAAUUACUAAAGCUAUAGACACGGGUAAUCCAGAUUUAGUUUACCAAGCAUUAACAAAUCCAGAUUGUCAUUUUUCUGAAAUAGAUCAAGAGAAUAAGGUAAAAUAUUAUAGAAUAUUAGUAACAGCCCGAUGUAAAAAGCAAAGUGAAGAAUGUCCUGUAUUAACAUAUAUUGAUAUUCAAGAUUGUAUUGAUAUUGUUAACCAACAAUGUCAAAAUGAUGAUCAAAUAAUACAAGUGUUACGUGAAUUAAACUCAAGUAUUGUAGAAAAUAAUCGAAAUAAUGUCAUAGCUGCUUUAAAAGAUAAUGCAUUGAAAUUACAAAAAGAUACUUCAGCUACUUUGCCAAAAGAUGCAUCUCUUUAUUUGAAAUUAUUUAAAAAAUGUCUUAAAGAAAAACAUUCUGAUGGUUCUGAAUUAUGGCUAGAAGAUGUAGAAAAUAUAACAAAAAUUGUUGUCUCAGAAUCUGAAAAUGUUCAAAAUGUCUGCACAUUUUUAUCACAAGUUAAUUUAGGAUUAAAACAAAAUAAUAUGUUGUUCACAAUCGAUUGUAUUCGAGCAUUUGGUUUUACAAUACCAGAAAAAUACAAAACAGAAUGUUUUAAAAGCUUAUACAAUUUAAAAAAUACUAAGGAAAAAAAUUAUAAUUGUGCAUUUGUUUAUUAUAUUACUCCUAAUAAUAAUGAAUCAUAUCUAGAUUUGCAGAAGUACAAUUACACCUGGGACUGUCCCAAAAAUAUGUCUGAAACAUUUUAUAUUAAUAUGGAAGACAUAAAAAAAAUAAUAAAAAACACUACAAUAAGAGAACAUGAAGAACAUAAAAUAAGUAAACAGAUAAUUCGAUUACAAGCUUAUAUUCGUGGAUAUUUAUUAAGAAAAAAAAUUUCUGAUAGAUUUACAUAUUUUUACGAUAAUAUAGAUAAAAUUAUUAAAAUACAAGCUUGGUGGAAAAGUAUAGCACAACGAAAACGAUAUAUGAAAUUAUUAGAAGAGAAAAGAAAAUUUAAUGGAAAACAAUUUCAAAAUACAUAUUUGGAAGUGAAAGCUAAAUAUAUAAAUGUAUUGGAUUAUUAUAAAGAACAAGAAGAAAAAAUUAUAAAAAUACAGGCCAUAUGGCGUGGUCGUGCUGAAAGACGUGCUUUCCAUUCAUUAUUAUAUAUGGAAAAACCACCAUUUCCUGUUGUUCGUCAUUUUUCCGCGAUUCUAAAUUUUAAUGCGGAAGAUUAUGACAAAGAUUUACAGUUACAACAUUUAAAACACGAAGUUGUACAAAGUAUACGACAUAAUCAGAUAUUAUCACAACAGUUAGAUAGUAUGGAUAUAAAAAUUGGUUUACUUAUACAAAAUAGAAUUACGUUGCAAGAUGUUGUAGCUCAUGGAAAAAGCUUAGAAACACUUGCAAAACAAAAACAUUCCAAUAGGGAGCAACGAAGUUCUUUAUCAGAUGGUAUUAAUUUACAUAAAGGUUUAAAAUCAUUAACUAAAGAAGGUCGAAAAAUGUUGGAAGGUUAUCAACACCUAUUUUAUGCUUUACAAACUAAUCCAACAUACUUAUCAAAACUUUUGUUUCUUUUACCUCAAAGUAAAACAAAUAAAUUUCUUCAAAAUGUAAUUUUAACAUUAUUUAAUUUUGGAUCAAAUAUUAGAGAAGAAUAUUUAUUAUUAAAAUUAUUUGGGAGUGCAUUAAAAGAAGAAAUCAGGUGUAAAUUUCAAAAACCAUCUGAAGUUGUUACCGGAAAUCCUCUUGUUUUGAAAAUGGUAGUGAAUUAUGCGCGGCAAUUAAAUGGUCAAAGAGCUUUAAGACAAAUUGUUGGACCAAUUAUUGAAAAAAUUUUAGCUGAUAGAACAUUAAAUAUAGAAACAAAUCCUAUUGAUAUUUAUAAAUGUUGGCGAAAUCAAUUAGAAAUGGAAACAGGAGAAACAUUAAAUUUGCCUUAUACGGUAACACAAGAACAAGCUUUAAAUUAUGAACAAGUACAAAUUAGAUUAAAUAAAGGAAUACAAUUAUUGCAAAGUACUGUUUUAGAAUUUUUAACUAAAAUAACUGAAUCAAGAGAUUUAAUACCAUAUGGAAUGUUAUAUAUGGCUAAAAUUUUAAAUGAUUCUUUAACUGAAAAAUUCCCAAAUGCUCCAGAAAAAGAUAUUUUAAAAGUAGUGGGAAAUUUGAUUUAUUAUCAUUUCAUAAAUGCAGCUAUUGUAGCUCCAGAUGCUUUUGAUAUAAUUACAUUACCUAUUGAUAGAUCAUUAUCAAAUGAUCAACGAAGAAAUUUAGCUAGUAUUGCAAAAAUUUUACAAUUUGCUGCUUCUAAAAAAGGAUUUGGUGAAGAGGCUACACAUUUAGUCUGUUUAAAUCCAUUUAUAAUUGAAUGCCAUGAAAAAUUUAAAAGUUUUUUCCGUUACUGCUGUCAAAUUGAAGAUUUAGAAGAACAUUUUUGUAUUCAUGAAUAUACAGAAGCCACACUUAUUCAAAAACCUGAAAUUUAUAUUUCACUACAAGAAAUUUGUGAUACUCAUUGCCUUAUGUUAGAAUAUCAAGAUCAAAUAGCAUCAGAUCCAUUAGAUUUCUUGCAUGAUUUAUUGGAUGAUUUAGGUCCUGCACCAACUGUUGCUUCUUUACUUGGGAUCUCUGAUAGUAUAUGUGAGACAAAUUUAAUGCGCUUUGGAAAAACAGAAGUAUGUCUUGUACUCACUAAUAAAUUUCAAAUACCAGAAGAUGAAGAUGUUAGUCUAAACAAACUUUUUAUAAAAACGAAGGAAUUAUUAGUUUCUGUACUACAAUUUUUAAAAGGUCAAACAUUAGUUGAAGCUUUAGAAACUAUAUGUUCUCCUAUACAAGAAAAAUUAUAUGAUGUAAAAUGCUCCAGUUUAUCGCCUACUUUAAAUAUCAUUCAUAAAAGUUCGUCCUUAAAUGAUUGUAAACUUCAGUUACGAGCGUAUCUUAAUAAACUUGAACUUGGCGGAUGGGUCAGUCAAACAGAUGGAUAUCAAAAUAUUAUAACCGCAGUGGCCAAAGAUCUUUGUAAUAAAGGAAAAUAUCGAAUAAUACGAAAUAAAGAAUUACAGACGUUACGUACAACUAAACAAAGAUUAGAAGAAAAAUGUAAAUAUUAUCAAGAACAAGUAGAAUAUUAUAAUGAAUAUAUACAACGUUGUUUGGAAAAUUUACACACUGGAAAAGGAUCGUUACAAGCAUUUAAAGCCAUUCAAAAAAAUAAUCAUGUUAAAUUAAGAUCUAAAAUGACAUUAAAAUAUUCUGCAUCCAAAUUACAAGAAAAAGGAGUAUUAUUAGAAGUUGAUGGACUUCCCCAAUCACAAUUUAAAAAUGUAAUUUUCGAAAUAAGUCCAACAGAACAUACCGGUCUUUUUAGCGUACGUUGCAAAUUUAUGGGAGUAGAAAUGGAAAAAGUUGAUAUCGAUAUACAAAAGUUACUUGAAUUACAAUUCGAAGGUGCGCCAAUUAUGGAUAUGUUUGGAAAAGCAAAAAUUAAUGUAAAUUUAUUGUUGUAUUUAUUAAAUCGAAAAUUUUAUGGUAAAACUUAAAGAAACAAAUUAAAUUAUGUAAAUUUAUAAAUAUGACAUAUGUUCUUAUAAGAUUUUAAAUGAAGAUAUGUUAAAUCUUAAAUUUUGUAUAGUUUGUAGAAAUUUUAGAUUCGAUUUAUAAAAUUCAGAGAGAGAGAGAGAGAGAGAGAGAGAGAGAGAGAGAGAGAGAGAGAUUAUACAAUUAAUUUUUGUAAAUAAUUAUACUUAUAAAAACUUAAGUUUAUUUAUACAAGAUUUUUGGAAUAUUUGUGUGUAUCAAUGAGAAAGACCAGUGUAACAAAGUAUAUAAAUUUAUGAAAUCUUAGAUUUAUAUAUUUAUAAUGUAACACUGGCAUGCAAUGAUUUAAUUAUUUUUAAUUUUACGUAAUAAGAUAUAUUUAACAAUAAUACAUAAAGAAAUCUAUAGAACAAAAGUUUUUAAAUAUAAUUAAGAGUUUUUAGAAGAGAAAUAUUUUUUUAAUUUUUAUAAAAAUAAGUAAACUAACGUAGUAAAUAUCACCUAUAACUUCCUCUAAAUUUAUUUAUAUAAUUAAAUUUAAUUUCAGCAAUACCACUCGUUUUUUUCUCUUUUUUUUCUUUUUAAUAAUAUAGGUAUUGAAUAAUUGUAGAUAUAUCUCAUAUGAAUAUAAAUAUUUUUAUGUUGCAUCAUUAAAAUAAGAUAAGGCAUAUUCUUAGAAAUUUCUAAAUGAGAGCAAUAGAUUGUCUAUUAUUAUAAUUUCUAAUUCAACAUAUACAAUUUAUAUUAUUUUUUAAAUAUUAGACAACCUAAUGUUCUUGUGCAUUUUAUAAAAUCUAAAAUCGAAUUACUUGAACACAAGUUUUGAAAUUUCUAUUAUAUGCAUAUUAAGUAUAUAUAUAUAUAUAUAUAUAUAUAUAUAUAUAUAUACUAUUUUAUAAAAUAUACUAUAUAAAGGCCUGUUUAGUGGAUACUGAUGAAUAAGCCUGCACAUUUAAAAUAAAAAAUUAAUAAAACAAAUUAGAAAAUUAUAUAUCAAUGUAAUUUUUGUAUAUAAUUGCUUACAUAUUAUAUUAAAUUUUUACAUUUUAUGAGCUUGCAUGUUUUAUUAUCAAAAUAACAAAGAUUUUUUCUAAAUAAAUAUCUAAAAUGAAACAAAAUAUUAAUAUUGAAAUCAAUUAUUAAAAGAAAUAUUUUUAUUUUUAUUAUUGUUAUUAUUUUUAUUUGUAUUUUAUUAUUUAUUUUUACAGAACAUGCGAGAGAAGUUUAAUUUUUUAAAUAUAAUUACAUUAAAAUACAUAUAUGUGCGUGUAAAAAAAUGUGAUAUCUGUCGAAUAGAAGUUUAUUUUAUCCCAUAUAUAUUUUAUAAACACUACAUACAUAUUAUCUAAGAAUGCAAGCUUACAUGGUGUACUUCAUAAUAUAUCAGUACCCAAAUUUUUUUCGCUUGUAAUUAUAAAACAUUGUGGAUAAACAACCCGCAUUUAUCUUUGCAUAUGAUAUUAUAAAUAUUUAUUUUUUACAUAUCCAUUUUCUUCAAAGUUUCGUUUUUAAUUCAACUUUAUUAUUAUACAAAUCUACCUUUACAUAAUUUACGUGACAGAUGCUAACAUCCAGGUACUGUGUCACGAGGUAUCUUGAAAGACAUUUUUAUAACUUAUGGAGCAUAAAAUGUCUAUAAUAUCAUUAAAUUGAAGUUUUUUUUUAUCGAAUUAAGUAUUUAAUAGUUUUAAUAUAAUUGAUUAUGUGCAAGCAAUAUAGUCCAUUAAAGCCUCCACGAAGCAGGCCAUAAAGUGCAUUUCAUGUACUAUUAACUGUGUAUUACAUAUGUCACCAUAAUAUUAAUAACUUUGAUAAUAAAUAGCAUAAUAACAUUAA